CCUCCCUCUACCUGAGGCUCACCUGCCUCGGAUCUUUGGGGGAUUCCCUACAGGCUCCCCAGCAUCGGAAGAAGCAUGAGUGGGGAGACCCCCUGCCUGCCUCCUCUUCCUCCUCCUCCUCCUCCUCCUCCUGCGCCUGGCAGCCGGUGAUUCCUCCUGCGAAGGGAAGGGAAGGGAAGGAGGCGAUGCCAGGGAUCUGGGCUGGCCUGCUCUUGCUGCUGCUGGGGAUGGCAGGGGGAUCUUCCCCGGAGCCCCCAGAGCCAGAGCCCUCCUCCUUCGACCGUGCCUACCCUGGGAGCGUGAGCCGGGCCUCUGAACGCCUCUACUCCUUCCGAUACGCCCCAGGGACCGGGCAGGUGGAUGCCAUCCGGGUUAAUGUAAAGAGUGACUCUGAAGACCUUCAGUAUCCAGUCUUGUUUGUUGUUCGGCAGCAAAAGGGCGUGCUAUCCUGGCAGGUCCCACUUGUUUUUCAUGGCCUUUACCAGAGGAGUUAUAAUUACACAGAGGUGAGCCGAACUCUUUGCCCAUCAGAGCCCACACCUGAAAAUGGGCCUUCAGAGCAGAUCCUAUUUGUAGAUGUGGCUUCCAUGGCCCCCUAUAAUGCCCACUAUGUACUGCAAGUUACCAGGAUCAAGAACUUCCAGCUUCGGAUGAACACUGCUUUCACAUUCAAUGCCAGCCCUUCCCAACCUCAGUAUUUUCUGUACAGUUUCCCUCCAGAUGUGGAUUCCGUCGUUGUCAAAGUGAGAUCUGAGUCCGUCUACCCCUGUUCCGUUGUCUCCAUUCAGGAUACUGUGUGCCCAGUUUAUGAUUUGGACCACAAUGUGGAAUUUAAUGGAAUUUACCAGUCCAUGACAAAACAGGCAGCCAUCACUGUACAGAAAAGGGACUUCCAAGGCAAGCAGUUCUUUGUUGUGUUUGUUAUAAAGCCGGAGGACUAUGCCUGUGGGGGAUCGAUGCCAUACUCUGUUAGAGGAAAAACUAACCAGACGUGGAACCUCCAGAGGAUGAAGACCCUUGAAGUGACAAUUGUACCUUCAGUUAAAGGUUCCGUGUAUGUGCGUGCCAUUCUUUUCAGCUUUCUCAGUUUCUUCUCCUUUUAUCUGGGUGCAUUAGUAGUUGCAUUUGUGCAGUACUGCAGAAUUUAUAGGAAGACAUCAACAAGAGGACACAGUCCUGACGAUGGGUCUGGGACAGUGGCUGCCUCUCAUCCCAUCACUGCCAACACUCCUGAAGGAAGCAGCUAUGGAGCUAUUGAUGAGUCAGGCUCCAGUGGAGGACAGCAGCUGUCGCCUCUGGAUCACAGACCUCCUUGUGGCUCCGAUACAGACAGCUCUGUGGAAGAGGAAAGUGACUUUGACACGAUGCCUGAAAUUGAAAGUGACAAGAAUGUAAUCCGCACUAAGAUGUUCCUCUAUCUUUCUGAUUUGUCCAGGAAAGAUCGGAGAAUUGUCAGUAAAAAAUAUAAAAUAUAUUUCUGGUAAGACAUCAUAACAUUGCUGUUUCUAUGCCCUGCCUGUAUCAAGUUGGUGAUCACAUAUCAGACGGUGGUGAAUGUAACUGGAAACCAGGACAUCUGCUACUAUAAUUUCCUCUGUGCUCAUCCACUGGGGGUCUUGAGUGCGUUCAACAACAUCCUCAGCAAUGCCGGCCACUUGCUGCUGGGCUUUCUUUUCCUGUUGAUUGUCCUACGCAGAGAUAUUCUCCACAGGAGGUCCUUGGAAAUGAAAGACAUCUACACAAUGGAAUAUGGGAUCCCCAAGCACUUUGGCCUCUUCUAUGCCAUGGGCAUUGCUUUGAUGAUGGAGGGUGUCCUGAGUGCUUGUUACCAUGUCUGCCCCAACUACUCUAAUUUCCAGUUUGACACCUCCUUCAUGUACAUGAUUGCUGGGCUGUGCAUGCUCAAACUUUACCAGACGCGUCACCCCGACAUCAAUGCCAGUGCCUACUCGGCCUACGCCUCCUUUGCUAUGGUCAUUUGUCUUGCUGUGCUUGGAGUGGUUUUUGGAAAAAAUUCUGUGUGGUUUUGGGUCCUCUUCUCACUUAUCCAUGUUGUUGCCUCACUUGGUCUCAGCACCCAGAUCUACUACAUGGGUCGUUUCAACAUAGAUGUCUCUGAUCCAGACUCUGGGAUUUUCCAGCGCGCAAUGAUGGUGCUGUACACAGACUGCGUCCAGCAGUGCAGCCGACCGAUGUACAUGGACAGAAUGGUACUGCUUGUUGUUGGAAACCUGGUGAACUGGUCCUUUGCCAUUUUUGGAUUGGUAUAUCGGCCGAAGGACUUUGCCUCCUACUUGCUGGGCAUCUUUAUCUGUAAUCUUCUGUUGUAUCUUGCCUUUUAUGUCAUCAUGAAGCUCCGCAGCUCAGAGAGGCUUCUGCCCCUUCCCCUUUUCUGUAUUGUGGCCACUGCUGUGGUUUGGGCUACAGCCCUUUAUUUCUUCUUCCAAAACCUGAGCAGCUGGGAGGAAACUCCAGCAGAAUCCCGAGAGAAAAACCGCCCAUGUAUCCUUCUGGAAUUCUUCGAUGAUCAUGAUGUCUGGCACUUCCUCUCUGCAGCUGCCCUGUUCUUCUCCUUCUUGGUCCUGCUCACUCUGGAUGACGACUUGGAUUCUGUGCGGAGAGACAAGAUACCUGUGUUCUGAACCAUAGCAUUUUUUAUUUUGAUGCUGCCACUGAAACACACUUGUGUUGUUAGCUGGAACAGAGCACCAAGACCAAAUUGGAAAGAAGCUUGCUUGAGUAACUAGAGUCUAAAACAGUGAUGGUGAACCUUUUAGAGGCCAACUGCCUAAACUGCAACCCAGAACCCACUUAUUUAUUGCAAAGUGCCAUGUCCCUCUG
Sceloporus undulatus (fence lizard) is the source of this 2841-nucleotide messenger RNA. RefSeq names its product SID1 transmembrane family member 1 (gene SIDT1). The record is from RefSeq and is a predicted model, not a curated record. The transcript is spliced from 26 exons. Lineage: Eukaryota; Metazoa; Chordata; Lepidosauria; Squamata; Phrynosomatidae. Gene Ontology annotation, cellular component: membrane.